Molecule: messenger RNA, 1404 nt
Organism: Aspergillus oryzae RIB40
Lineage: Eukaryota; Fungi; Ascomycota; Eurotiomycetes; Eurotiales; Aspergillaceae
Product: secretory pathway gdp dissociation inhibitor
Exons: 8
Coding region: 1-1404 (467 amino acids)
Biological process (GO): small GTPase-mediated signal transduction; vesicle-mediated transport; protein transport
Cellular component (GO): cytoplasm
Molecular function (GO): Rab GDP-dissociation inhibitor activity
Source: RefSeq, a predicted model, not a curated record
AUGGAUGAGAUCGCCCCCGAAUAUGAUGUUGUUGUUCUCGGCACUGGCCUGACCGAGUGUGUGCUUUCUGGUGUUCUGAGUGUCAAGGGAAAUAAGGUUCUUCACAUUGAUCGCAAUGAUCACUACGGAGGAGAGGCUGCUUCCGUGAACAUCGAAACACUUUUCAAGAAAUACGGCAACGUCCGCCCCGGCGAAGAGCCAUGGAAGAAGUAUGGACGGGUCAAUGACUGGAACAUUGACCUGGUCCCCAAGCUGCUGAUGGCCAACGGCGAGUUGACGAAUAUCCUGGUUUCCACCGAUGUCACACGUUACCUCGAGUUCAAGCAGAUUGCCGGCAGCUACGUCCAACAAGGAAAGAGCCCCAAGGCCACUGUGGCGAAGGUUCCUUCAGAUGCCAACGAAGCACUUCGUUCAUCUCUCAUGGGCAUGUUCGAGAAGCGGAGGGCCAAGAAAUUUCUCGAAUGGGUUGGCGAAUUCAAGGAAGACGACCCUAGUACUCACCAGGGCUUGAACAUUGCUCAGUGCACCAUGAAGGAAGUCUAUGACAAAUUCAGCUUGGAAGAAAACACCCGUGACUUCAUUGGCCACUCCAUGGCCCUGUAUCAGUCCGACGACUAUAUUGGAAAGAGUGGAAUGGCCGCCGAUGCCAUCAACCGCAUCCGCUUGUACGUGAACUCUAUGGCCCGCUACGGCAAGUCGCCCUACAUCUACCCGCUCUACGGUCUGGGUGAGCUCCCUCAGGGCUUCGCUCGUUUGUCUGCUAUCUACGGAGGUACCUACAUGCUUAACACCAACAUCGAUGAGGUCCUCUAUGAGAACGGCAAGGUUUCUGGAAUCAAGGCCACCAUGAAGGAUCGGGAUGACAGCGGCGAAACCAUGAGCUUCACCACCAAGACCAAGAAGAUUCUGGCCGACCCAUCUUAUUUCCCUAGCAAGGCCAAGGUUACCGGAUACUUGCUGAAGGCGAUCUGCAUCCUGAAGCACCCCAUCGACAAGACGGACGGUAGCGACUCUCUGCAGCUGAUCAUUCCCCAGUCGCAGGUUGGAAGAAAGCACGAUAUCUACAUCGCUAUGGUUUCAUCGGCACACAACGUUUGCCCCAAGGGCUACUAUAUCGCUAUUGUCUCGACCAUUGCUGAGUCUGAUGCUAACCACCACAUUGAGCUGGAGCCUGGCUUUGAGCGCUUGGGUGAGAUUGAGGAGAAGUUCUUCGGUCCCCCCAUUCCGCUCUACGAGCCUCUGGAGAGCGGUGAGAACGACAACAUCUUCAUCUCCAAGAGCUACGAUGCUACAUCUCAUUUUGAAACCACAACAGCCGAUGUUCGUGAUAUUUAUCGCCGUGCGACAGGUGAAGAACUAGUCGUUGAAGGCCUCCGGGAGGAUCAGCGGCUUGCCCAGGAGUAA